Molecule: messenger RNA, 844 nt
Organism: Mycotypha africana
Lineage: Eukaryota; Fungi; Mucoromycota; Mucoromycetes; Mucorales; Mycotyphaceae
Exons: 5
Coding region: 86-586 (166 amino acids)
Biological process (GO): spermatogenesis
Source: RefSeq, a predicted model, not a curated record
CUGGAAUUAAAACUCCUUCACAUUUGCUCGUCUCUCUUUCACUUUUCUAGCUCAUUAGGCUACAAAACAAAACAAAACAAAGCAAAUGAAACAAAACAUUGAACAUCAAGGUGCAAUGGACGAUGAGGACGUCGAUGUUACAGAAAGGGAUGGUCAUUCGCGGAUACUUUUUGAGCACGAUGAAGUAGAGCAUUUCGCUCGACAGUUAGACGCAGAUCCUAUGGCCAUCGUUGAUAGUCAAGAAGAAGAAGAAGAAGAAGACGGCACGCAUACCACAGGUUAUGAAUACUACCAGCAAUUACCUCAAGACGAUGAUGGUGAGGAGAGUGGGAUGUUUCAACAGUUAGCGUCUGACGAGGAGGGCGAGACUGAACACACAGAAGUAAAAGAUACCCUAUCAACAGCAGACAACGAAACUCUUAUAAAAGCUGCCAGUCUGGAACUGGACGCAGCAUCUAGAAUGAAUCCAGAAACGUCAGAUAGGAUCAAGUCGAUUAUGACGCAUAUUCAAUUAUCUGACAAUGCUAUUCCAGAGUGGGCCAAAAAAAUCCCUGAACACGCCUGGCUACCGCGCGUAAAAAAUUAGUGUUUUCGCUUUUUUUUCAAAUUUUUCAGUAUAAGAAAAAAAAAAAAAAAAAAAAAAGGCCCUCUGAACGAAUCCAAUGCAAGCAAUUAUCAAAUUUAGCAAUAUUGGCCGGAGACAGUGACUUAUUAAGCGGCCCUUAUCAUGCUACAUCUGCUGCGUUCAUUGGUCAAUAAUGCAAACCGCGCACAUAAAAGAAGGGAAAAAAAGAAAAUCGCACACAAAAGGACACGCACACACGCACACACACACACACGCACA